Pseudophryne corroboree (corroboree frog) is the source of this 600-nucleotide messenger RNA. Its product is annotated as keratin-associated protein 9-2-like. Bases 1 to 600 code for a protein of 199 amino acids. NCBI's taxonomy places the organism in Eukaryota, Metazoa, Chordata, Amphibia, Anura, Myobatrachidae. The record is from RefSeq and is a predicted model, not a curated record. The transcript has a single exon.
AUGACAUCAUACACUAAGAUCUACAGCAUGACAUCAUGCACUAAGAUCUACAGCAUGACAUCAUGCACUAAGAUCUACAGCAUGACAUCAUGCACUAAGGUCUACAGCAUGACAUCAUGCACUAAGGUCUACAGCAUGACAUCAUGCACUAAGGUCUACAGUGUGACAUCAUGCACUAAGGUCUACAGCAUGACAUCAUGCACUAAGGUCUACAGCAUGACAUCAUGCACUAAGGUCUACAGCAUGACAUCAUGCACCAAGAUCUACAGCAUGACAUCAUGCACUACGGUCUACAGCAUGGCAUCAUGCACUAAGGUCUACAGCAUGACAUCAUGCACUAAGGUCUACAGCAUGGCAUCAUGCACUAAGGUCUACAGCAUGGCAUCAUGCACUAAGGUCUACAGCAUGGCAUCAUGCACUAAGGUCUACAGCAUGACAUCAUGCACUAAGGUCUACUGCAUGGCAUCAUGCACUAAGGUCUACAGCAUGACAUCAUGCACUAAGGUCUACAGCAUGACAUCAUGCACUAAGGUCUACAGUAUGACAUCAUGCACUAUGGUCUACAGCAAGACAUUGUGCUCCAAGGUCUACACAGCAUGA